AGCACGAGGCUUUUCGUCUAGCCUGUGCAAGCAUGACAGAGCCACCGAGUGAGAAAUCCGGGUCCGAGAAACCACUCAUCAAAACCCAUGCAAGUCUCACAAGACGACAGAAAAAGACCAUCGAUAAGAGGGGAGGCCAUCUUCAUGCAAACAUUUCAAACAACCUGGUUUCUCUUUAGGCUCUCCAUUUUCAAUUCCCAUAGCCUUGCUUUUCCUCUCUAUGGCUAAGACAUAUUGCAGACACUAGGUGGUUUUAGCAUCAGCACUUUGUUUUACCUGCUUUUCACUCCUUUCCAGUUUCGAGUUUCGGGUUUCGAGUUUCGAGAGGUGGCAAUGAAUCACGAACUCCCUCCUGGUUUUAGAUUCCACCCUACAGAUGAAGAACUGAUCGUGUAUUACCUCCAGAACCAAGUCAUGUCCAGGCCGUGCCCUGUGUCCAUCAUCUCCGAACUCGAUAUUUAUAAAUUCGAUCCAUGGCAAUUGACUGAAAAUGCCAAGCUUGGCGAGAAGGAAUGGUACUUCUUCACCCUGCGUAGCCGGAAGUAUCUGAACGGGGCGCGUCCUAACCGAGCAGCAGUUUCGGGGUAUUGGAAAGCCACGGGUUCUGACAAGGCGAUCUAUAGCGGGUCUAAGCAUGUAGGAGUGAAGAAAUCCCUUGUGUUUUACAAAGGCCGGCCACCUAAGGGCUUAAAAACGGAUUGGAUCAUGCACGAGUAUCGUUUGGCUGAUUCAAGGACGAACGUGCAACAUCGCUCUAUGAAAUUGGAUUGGGUCCUAUGCAGGAUAUACAAGAAGCAACGCUCGAGUAAAUCUUUGGAUAGAAAAGUGGAAGACUUCCAUGGCCAAAGUAACCGAACCAUGACGAAUGAGGCUAGUGACAAGCAAGUCAUGAGAUUACCUAACUUUUGCUCACUUACUCCUGAUCUGUUGCAAUUGGACUACUUUGGUCCCAUCUCACAGUUUCUGAUAGGCAGCUCAUACCAUCCAACCUUUGAUGGCCAAAACAUCAUUGUUGAUGGUGAAGCUUAUGGAGCUGAGAAGAAACUUCAGUUACAUGGAAACAAAGUGUCUUGCCUUUAUGCAGAUCAAGGGAAAUUAUGACCAAACAGAAAAAUCUCUUAAGCCACGCAAGAUAUGUCUGCCAAACACUGUAUAUGGUGUAUUGUGAUCGCUUGCAGGCUGAUAAACUAAAAGAAGAUUGUGCUGACCGUCUUUUAAAUUUGUGAAAUUUGUGUGUUUAGACUUGAGAGCGUACAUACUUCUUUUGACAAGUUGUGAAAUUUGUGUGCAACUAAUUUUGAAAUGUAAUGGUUCUUGAAGAUUUUAGCCA
This is a messenger RNA of Eucalyptus grandis, 1330 nucleotides long. RefSeq names its product NAC domain-containing protein 1. The coding region runs from base 334 to 1101 and encodes 255 amino acids. NCBI's taxonomy places the organism in Eukaryota, Viridiplantae, Streptophyta, Magnoliopsida, Myrtales, Myrtaceae. Gene Ontology annotation, molecular function: DNA binding. The record is from RefSeq and is a predicted model, not a curated record. Gene Ontology annotation, biological process: regulation of DNA-templated transcription. The transcript is spliced from 3 exons.